UGGGUCAUGAUGGCCAGCGCAGCGAGAUUCCUUCCAUACACCCACCAUGCCUGUCAGAUCGGGCCGAAAUGCAUUUACCAACCUUUUUCCUGCAGCAUUGCAAGCCAGAACGGAAUACUGGUCCCCGUUCGCCAGGCAAUAUAAAAGCAGCUGGGGGACUGUGGCCCGUCGUUCCAUCUCAACUAGAGAGACAGGACGCUGCUCUUACCAUUUCCUCUUCGCCUUUUUCUGUUCUCAUACAUAUCCAUCAUGUGGUUUGCGCAAACGUGUCCAGCACUGGAGGGUCAAAGUGCAAUCUGGUGGCUCGACCGCUUCUUCGGUACGUGCAUUUACAGCUACACCGAUGCUGCCAGCUCGCUCCUGGGCACCCUGACCAUCGGCCUCUGGUUCGUCGCCCUGUUACCGCAGAUUUACGAGAACUGGUUGCGCAAGUCGACAGACGGACUGUCGACACACUUCAUGUUUCUCUGGCUCAUUGGCGACUCGAUGAACACGCUCGGAUGCAUUAUCCUGAAGCAGCGGCCAUUCCAGAUCUUCCUGUCCUCGUACUUUGUCGUCUCCGGCAUCAUCCUGAUCAUCCAAUACUUUUUGUACCGCGGCAAUACCCCGAGGCUGACCGAACCAGCACCAGAUGCUACAGAAUACACCAGCCUUUUGCCUAGCAGCGAUGAUGGGCGGAAAAUGCCGUGGCAGCGCAAGUCCGUGUGGUUCAUGGUGGCGUGGGUUGGCGGGGUUGCCCUGUUCUGGACGGUUGUCAGGCACUGGCAUGUCAUUGGAUCGAGCAUCAACAUGCAGGCAGUAGGCAUGGCGAUGGCGUGGGGCAGCACCAUGUUUUUCCAUAUAUCGCGUCUGCCCCAGCUCUGGCUCAACUGGAAGCGGCAGAGCGUCGAGGGCCUGGCAAAAUCCAUGUUCAUGGUCACAUUCUCUGCCAACGGCACGUACGCAAUCUCGCUGAUCAUCAUCAUGGCCACGGGCGAUGCCGAUGUGUUCCGGAGGUCGCUGGCGUUCCUCUACGGAGCCAUUGGCUCGAUGCUGCUCGACGUCUUCGUGCUGAUGCAGUGCUACAUGUUCGAUCGCUGUGCCAAACCGACCCACCACCUAAUCGAGGCGUAAUCCCAUUUCUGAUUACUUGACUAUUAUCAUACUAUUAACGCAUCUAGAUCAU
Messenger RNA from Linderina pennispora, 1165 nucleotides. RefSeq lists its product as uncharacterized. The transcript has a single exon. The record is from RefSeq and is a predicted model, not a curated record. NCBI's taxonomy places the organism in Eukaryota, Fungi, Kickxellomycota, Kickxellomycetes, Kickxellales, Kickxellaceae. The coding region runs from base 250 to 1113 and encodes 287 amino acids.